Molecule: messenger RNA, 918 nt
Organism: Coccomyxa subellipsoidea C-169
Lineage: Eukaryota; Viridiplantae; Chlorophyta; Trebouxiophyceae; Coccomyxaceae
Product: aromatic amino acid hydroxylase
Exons: 6
Biological process (GO): aromatic amino acid metabolic process
Molecular function (GO): oxidoreductase activity, acting on paired donors, with incorporation or reduction of molecular oxygen, reduced pteridine as one donor, and incorporation of one atom of oxygen; iron ion binding
Source: RefSeq, a predicted model, not a curated record
AGCCUGGAAGAAGUGGACAAUGGGAAGAUUCUUGGAUUCGGAGCAGAUUUGGCAGAGGACCACCCAGGCUUCAGGGACCAGGCAUACAAAGACAGAAGGAUGGCAAUUGCAAAUAUUGCUCGCAGACACAGAGUGGGAGAUCCCAUUCCGCGACUGGAAUACACGCCAGAGGAGUUGCGUGUCUGGCGGACAGUGCUGCGCGAGCUGCAUGAACUCUACCCCGAUGGAGCCUGUGCGGAAUUCCUCCGCUCGUACCCGCUUUUUGACUUCAGAGAGGAUGACGUGCCACAGCUAGAGGACUUGUCGCAGGUUCUCAGGCGUGAGACCGGAUGGCAGAUCCGGCCUGUUGCAGGGCUGCUGCAUCCGCGCGAUUUCCUGAACGGCCUGGCCUUCCAGACAUUCCACUCAACACAGUACAUGCGCCAUCCAUCCCGGCCCAUGUACACACCGGAGCCCGAUGUGUGCCAUGAACUCUUGGGGCACGUGCCCAUGCUGGCAGACCCGGACUUCUGCGACAUGGUGCACAGCAUCGGCGUGGCGUCCCUGUGCGCAGAUGACUCGCAAAUCUGGCACCUGACAAAGAUGUAUUGGUUCACCGUCGAAUUUGGCGUCGUCAUGGAGGGUGAUGAGAAGAAGGCCUUUGGCGCGGGGAUCUUGUCAAGCUAUGGAGAGAUGGAGCACAUGCGCAGUGGAAAGGCAGACUUUGUGCCAUUUGACCCCCAUGCUAAGCAGCCCAAGAUGUCCUACAAGGAUGGCUAUCAGAACCGAUACUUUGUCUUGAACAGCUUCAAGGAUGGUGCUGAGAAGCUGCGGAACUACUGCUCAGAGAUCACGCCACCCGACAUAGUGGCACGAUUCCUCAACAAGGCCACCCCUGCCUUCAGUAAUGGCCAUCAGAUCCGGGCAGGCCAGAUUUGA